Messenger RNA from Candidozyma duobushaemuli, 3318 nucleotides. RefSeq lists its product as uncharacterized. The transcript has 8 exons. The record is from RefSeq and is a predicted model, not a curated record. NCBI's taxonomy places the organism in Eukaryota, Fungi, Ascomycota, Pichiomycetes, Serinales, Metschnikowiaceae. The coding region runs from base 1 to 3318 and encodes 1105 amino acids.
AUGCUUGUUCUAUUCCAGCACAUCAAUCCCUCUAGAAAAUAUGAAAGGUCCACCACAGGCUUUAAGUCCGUGAUUGCCGUCUUUACUUAUGUCUGUUGGGUUACUACAUUGUCUAUGAUCCUUGCAAUCUAUGCUCUCAAACAGAGACCAGGAAAUAAUUUCCUGGAAUUGAUCGACGCCAUUCCGGCGAAUGUAAGUGUACACUACUCUAUUUCUACCACCAACCUGUCGGAUGUUUUUGUCGUGGUCAACGGCCCAGAAUUUGGCGAAUACUUACGUGAAAACUUGGUCGUGAAUGGUAACCCACUGGUUUCACAUACUCAAAUUGGCAAUCAAACAUACCAAACUAUGGUCUUUGAGGCAGUGAGCGUAAAACACUGGAAGCUUUCGGCCUUCUAUGGUAUGCUUUAUGUCACUUGCAUCAAUAGAAGCGGACAUGCCAUGUUUCUCUCGUUGGCAGCUAGAGUCCACGAAUUGGGGUUUUGGAUGGCAUGUUUCGUCAUGAUGAUGGCCCAUUACAAGUACGACACUUUGCGCCUCUUGAUACCUUACAUUGCGUUUUGGGUUUACCUGCUUUUCAUGUGGGUCUUUUUCGAGAGAGCGGUGGGGUAUACCUAUUCAAAUGCCCCAGAAUUAAAUUAUACAGCCGAAUGUCCAAGCGAAGGGGAAGACAAGGAGAAUGAAGUGGGCGGUGAAGAUGGAAAUAGUGUCAUCGCUCAAACCGACGGAGAGGAAGUUGAUGAAGUCAUCUUCCCAGACGAGAUAGAAGGAGCUGGAGAGAACCUCGAUUCAAAAGGUGUCAAUCUUCCUUCAGAAUUUGUCUCUGUGCCUCAGACGAAACCAUAUAGAGCUGUCCAGUACGAGCGGUUUACUGCUGUGGGCGAACUUGUCGAUAACUUCAACAACUAUCACCAAAUUCUGGGGACAAUCGACACAGAGGACAGCUCGAUCAUCAGAGGAAAGCUUGAAGUGAGAAAGGUCCCGCUCAAUGAUAUUGGAGCAUUUGAAAAAUACAAUUUGGUAUCGCCAAGGCUGAAUGUCAAAAACUACUUUUCUUUCAGGCUUGUACAGUUGAAACCUUCAUGGUGUGGGUGUAUGCUGAGUGUUAUGGCUACACGAGUGAAGGUUACUGCAAUAGAGACCACAGAAUGCAAAAUUCCCUUCAAUGAAGAGUACAAAUACCAGGAAGAAGUCCGAGAAGUCAUUCUCAAAGACGAAAGAGUCAACAUUGUGAUCAAUGAAAUGGACUUGAGAGGAGACGACAGACACUUUGAAUUAGAUCCUUCUUUGUAUUCGUGCACACUUCCUAACCUAGGCGUGACGUUCUUCUCUAGGAAUUGCAGCAGAACGUAUGCUCUCAGGUUCAGUAUAACGCUAAUGUGUCUUGAGCAGAAAUGUACCUCCACCUUUGACGUUACCAUGAAUGUGGUAGUACCAUUGGAGGAGCAGGAGAAGAAAGAGAAGGCGAUAAACCGUCUUGUCAAAAAAGAAGACCGAAUUGUUAUGAAACGGUUCCAGAAAAGUGAGGUAACAGUCCAGGAGAUCAGCAAAUGGACGGAUAGGCAAAAGGCAAUUGAAGGUAAGCGAGCUCUAACUUCCUAUAUUUGUGCCAUCUCUGGUAAAGAUUACAUUCUUGGAGUGCUAACAGUUUCCCGAUUCGGGCCAGUAUCUGAAAAACAAAGGCUGCUUAGCCCUUCGAAUAGUGGCAUGGACCCUGAUGACUUUGAUGUUGACUACACUGACGCUAUCCUUUUCAGUGACAGCGGAGGUUUUUCCGUAAAGUAUGUGCCGUUUAAAGACUUUACGCUUAACUUAUCGAGCAGAUGUGCUAAAUUCCCUAAAGAGGUUUUUGAGGGCAAGCUGCCUCCAUUCGAACCUACUGUUGUGACAAGCCAAUGCGUGAGAACAACCAUAAUUUGGAUCCGGCUUGAGGUCAAAACGUUCUUUUCUGCUGCAGAAACCGUUGAAUUAAUCGAAGAAUUGGUCGUUCCCGGUGACUACGAAGCUUUGGUUGAAAGCUCCCUGCUUCCACCGUACGUGGAGGAGGAUAGGCUUCAACUUAAGAAUGUCACUAAUAUUGAGGCGACAGAACAGAAAGACUCCGAUAUCGAGAAGGUGAGGCAGAAGGAAGGUAUUCUGGUUUUUGGAUCAGGCCCCAACUUAAAUGACGGUACUGGCAGAGUUAUAUUUACUGCUUUCGGUCUUUAUGGUUCCACUGAACGCAACUUGAUACUACCAGAAAGGAAUCUCAAUAACGAUUUUGAAAUUGAACUUCAUCAGUUGAAACCCUCAUGGUGUGGGUGUAUGCUGGAUGUUAUGGUUUCUCGUGUCAAGAUUACUGCUGUAGAGACUACAGAAUGCAUUAUUCCGCUUGAUGAAGGAUACGGAUAUGAAGGGGACAUCCGAGAAGCAACUCUUCAGGACAAAGAAUUCCAGACUGAAAUCAAGAGAUCUGACAUGAAAGGAGAUCACGACGACAGAUAUUUCAAGUUGCCUUUUGCUCACUACGAUUGCAGCCUUCCAAACUUGGGGGCGACGUUUUUCUCCAAGAAUUGCAGCAGAACUUACGCUCUCAGGUUCAGUGUAACGCUUAUGUGUCUUGAAAAGAAGUGCACCUCCACCUUCAAUGUCACAUUGAAUAUAGUGGUAGGAUUGAAGGAGUUUGAAAAGCUGAAGGCGGUGGAGAAUGGUCUCUUUAAGAAAAGGGAUUAUUUAUAUAUCCAGAACUUUCCAAAAACGGAGGCAGUAGCUCAGGACAUUGACGAAUGGGUAAGAAAGAAAGCGCUAGCCAUUGGCAAGCUCACUCUUAACUCCCAUAUAUGUGCCAUUCCAGGAGAAGAGGUCAUUUUUGGAAUCAUCACAGUUUCUCAAUUUUGUCAUGAUAUCCAAAACGAUCACUCCUCCAGUCUCAUAAUAGAAGAGGACGAGGACAAUGCUGUCGAUCCGGCUGUUGAUUACACCGACGCUAUUGUGUACUCCAACCAUUCUUUCCGUUUCCGCUCCAAGAAUCUUGAAAUGAAACUCAAAAGAUCUCAUUGUUAUAGUCCUGGCGUGGUGCAUGCUGAACUUCCAAAAGAGUUGCUCGAUGGCGUAUGGCCCCAAUUCAAUCCUACUGUUGCGACAAAUCUGUUCUCUAGAGAAAAUGCUCUUGAAAUCCGACUUGAAAUCAAGACAUCCUUUGCCACCACGGAAUACGUCGGACUCAGAAUAGAGUACUUUAUUUAUGGAAACUACGAUGCUUUGGUUGAGAGCUCGUCCCUUCCACCUUACCAUGAGGAGGACGAGAAGCAGUUGACCGAGAAGGAAGGGUCCAAGUAG